AUGUCAAUUGGUGGUGGUUAUGGUUAUGGUUAUGGUUAUGGUUAUGGUUAUGGUGGUGGCGGUGGUGGUGGUGGUGGUAAGGAAAGGAAACAGAGUCAGUUGGUCGGUCAACUUGGAAUUGGUUGUGCUCAAGCCAAGUCGAGAAUCUCAAGAAGCUCAGACGAUCCACAGCUGAGACGAUCCACAAUUUCGCGGCCUGUGUCGGGAAAUGAUCCGAAGCCGACUCGCUGCUGCUGCUGCUGCUUCUUCUUCUUCUUCUUCUUCUUCUCGCAACUUUUGUUCUUCUGUCCUCUGACGUCGUAA
This is a messenger RNA of Ustilago hordei, 303 nucleotides long. RefSeq lists its product as uncharacterized. The record is from RefSeq and is a predicted model, not a curated record. NCBI's taxonomy places the organism in Eukaryota, Fungi, Basidiomycota, Ustilaginomycetes, Ustilaginales, Ustilaginaceae. Bases 1 to 303 code for a protein of 100 amino acids. The transcript has a single exon.